AUGCACAUCACGUCGGCAAACAGUGUUAUCGUAAAUUCUAAUCGAUCAAUGGCUCGACCGCUCACCAUCUUCUUCUUCCUGCUCGUCGCCCCCGUCGUUUCCGUGCGGGGAGCUGGCGCUGGUGUCGGUCUCGUUCCGCCGGUGCCGAUUGGCAGGAGGUACAUCGUCGGCGGCGCGGACGGGUGGCGUGUGCCGCCGCAGGAGAACAAGGACAUGUAUGUGAAGUGGGCCUCCACCAUCCAGUUUUUCAUCGAAGACUCCGUUGAAUUCAUGUACAAGAAUGAUUCGGUCGGGAAGGUGAACAAGUACGCGUACUACCAUUGCAACUGGACGGCAUUGGCAUCCACGCCGCCCGCCAAGGACGGCAGCUCCCUCUUCCUCCUCGACGCCCCUGGUUUCGCCUACUUCGCUAGCACCGACGUCAAGCAUUGCAAAAGGGGGCAACGCCUCAUGAUCAACGUCAAGGCUAGGCCAGAGCCGACUCCAUCAACUGAUAUUUCAAGCCCUCCUAGCCCUGCUCCGCCCGCGGCUGCACCUGGACCCGCGGUCCCUGGAGAGCCGGUAAUGGACAGCGGCGCAGGAGCACUGGCCUCGUCGUAUAGUCGCGCCUUGGUGUUGAUGUGUUUUGCCACAACACUUGCCUUGAUGGGGAUGAUUCAGACCUGAUGAAUGCAUGCGUGAUACACGAUGCGGCUUAGCAUUGUAGGUCGUCUAGUUCAGAUUCUUUGGCGUGGUUUAGUUUCUUAGCUCCGGAUUCAACCGUGCGGUAUGGUAUUCAGAGAGUGUGUGUAGUUUGAGUUUCUUAUCAGUUAACAUAAUAAAUA
Hordeum vulgare subsp. vulgare (domesticated barley) is the source of this 824-nucleotide messenger RNA. Its product is annotated as cucumber peeling cupredoxin-like. The record is from RefSeq and is a predicted model, not a curated record. Gene Ontology annotation, molecular function: electron transfer activity. The transcript has 2 exons. The coding region runs from base 1 to 666 and encodes 221 amino acids. Gene Ontology annotation, cellular component: plasma membrane. Lineage: Eukaryota; Viridiplantae; Streptophyta; Magnoliopsida; Poales; Poaceae.